AUGCUGGCCAGGAAGAAAUCCUUCACCAGUGCCAUCAUCGGGGCGCUGGUGGCACUCUCCAUCAUCGCCCUGGUUCUCAGCCUGGUCAGGGUUGAAGAUGUGACGCUGCCACCCACGGUCAAGUAUGGGAUGGUGUUUGAUGCGGGCUCAUCCCACACCUCUCUGUUUGUCUACGAGUGGGAUUCAGACAAGGAGAACGACACUGGAGUGGUCAGCCAGACCUUGUCCUGUGAUGUCCAGGGGCAAGGCAUAUCAAGCUACGCCAGCAAUCCCCCUGAAGCUGGCAAUUCCCUAAGGGAGUGCUUGGAUAAAGCCCUGCAGGUUAUUCCUGCUGAGAAGCAGAGGGAUGUCCCAGCUUAUCUUGGAGCAACGGCUGGCAUGAGGCUACUGAGAGAACAGAACAGCUCAGCAACAGAGCAAGUCCUGGCUGAGGUUGCUAAAACCCUGCAGGAGUACCCUGUGGCUUUCAAAGGAGCUCGCAUCCUUACAGGAGAGGAAGAGGGGGCCUAUGGCUGGAUCACUAUCAACUACCUGCUGGACUCCUUCACCAAGUACUCUCCCAAAGCGCACACGUGGCUUCAUCCAGAGGCAGCCAGCAUUUUUGGGGCACUGGAUCUUGGAGGAGCAUCCACUCAAAUCACCUUUAUGCCCGAAGGUUCGGUACUGAGCCAGAAUGAAGCCUCUGAGUUCACCCUGUACGGGUACAGCUACAACAUCUACACUCACAGCUACCUCUGCUACGGGCAGGACGAGAUGCUGAAGCGACUGGCGAAGGAAUUAAUUGUGGAGUCGUCCCCCAGCACACGAGUCCACCACCCCUGCUACCCAAAGGGCUACAAGGAGACCGUGUCGCUGUCCUCCUUCCGCGCCAGCCCCUGCACGGACGGCAGCGACCCGCGCCUGCCCCUGGGCGACAGCACCGUCACCCUGGAGGGCAGGGGCAGCGCCAGCGCCUGCCUGGCAGCGCUCAGGAAGCUCUUCAACUUCUCGGCGUGUGGCCAGAGCCAGGAGUGCGCCUUUGACGGCGUCUCCCAGCCCCCGCUCCGGGGGCAGUUCAUUGCUUUCUCUGCUUUCUACUAUAACUUCAAGUUCCUGAACCUGACGGAGGGGCAGCCGCUGGCCGUGGUCAGAGAGGCCAUCGAGGGGCUCUGCACAAGGAGCUGGGAGGAUCUGUCUUCCAGCUACCCCAAAGAGAAUCCCAAGCGACUGCCAAAAUACUGUGCCAACGCCAACUACAUCCUCACACUCCUCCUCGAUGCCUACAAGUUCAACGAGACCAGCUGGAACAACAUCUUCUUCCAGAUGAAGGCGGGGGGUGCCGAUGUGGGCUGGACGCUGGGGUACAUGCUGAACCUCACCAACAUGGUCCCGGCCGAGGCUCCAGCCAUGCUGAAGGGCCACAGGUUUUCCCUGUGGGCUGCAGCCAUCACCUUCAUCAUCCUCACCCUUGUCUUGGGGCUCACUGCCCUGCUCCUGCAACUGUGGGUGUAGGAGCCUGGCCGUGUUUGGGAGCCCAGCAGGGACAGACUGGGGCUGCAGGGCGGUGCUGGAGUCCCCAUGCUCCUGCCUGUGGAACUGAGCCCAGGGCUGGCUCUGUGCUGCUGAGCAUAGUGACCUCUCCAGCUCCAGAGAACUGGGGUCUGCUUUUCCAUGGGCCUGGCCCCCAACAUGCAGACAGGCACUCUCUGAGGUUUCCAGAGGAGCUUCACUCGCAUGGAGACACAAUGGGAUCAGCCUGCAGAAGCCUCAGCUAAGCCUGUGUGCCUCCUGUCAGUGCUCUGCGUGUUACAGACGUGGCUCCAUCCCACCAGCUGGCCCUGGGGCUCUGGAGGGCCAGCCUGGCCAUGGGACAGUGCCCCAGUGCCGGCCUGGUGGGGCAUGGUGCAGGCACCUGGGGACAGGGUGCUCCAUGGAAUGCCAGCUCUGAGCAUGGUCACCAAGAGCCAGGCGGGUCCCUGCCAGGUCUGCCAGCCUGAGGGAUGCUCUGUGGGACCCCAGCUGGCCCUGUGGAGGGUCUGUGGCUGGGGCUUACGUGGAGAUGGUCUUGGAGAAAGAACACUGAGCACCCACAGUCAGAAGUGUGGUCCAUGCCCCUCCAGAGAGUCCAUCUCAUCAUCUCAUCACUGUUAUGGCAUGCCCUGUCAUCUCGUCAUCACAUCUCACCACCCAUCUCAUCCUCUUCCUUUUCACCCGGAAUAAAGGGAUUGAUGUUCCUCAGUGCUUUCCUGGAGACAGCACUGUCCCACCAGCAGAAGGCCUGGACCCCAUGGGUGUCAGGAUGAGGCUCCAGCAGGCUGUGAGUCCUGCCCUGCACGUGGCUGAGCUGGGUCCUGCCCAUGGCCUUUGCCUUUGGUUCUGCUCAUUUUAGCUGCUCUGUGGAUGAUUCAUGCUGCUGUUGCAUUCCCACAGUGAGGAGCA
Molecule: messenger RNA, 2418 nt
Organism: Pyrgilauda ruficollis (rufous-necked snowfinch)
Lineage: Eukaryota; Metazoa; Chordata; Aves; Passeriformes; Passeridae
Product: ectonucleoside triphosphate diphosphohydrolase 8-like
Exons: 9
Coding region: 1-1491 (496 amino acids)
Biological process (GO): nucleoside diphosphate catabolic process
Cellular component (GO): plasma membrane
Molecular function (GO): GDP phosphatase activity; UDP phosphatase activity
Source: RefSeq, a predicted model, not a curated record